AUGCGCGCAUCGUUCAUUAUUCCUGUUGCUCUCGCCACUUUGAACCGUGCCAUUGCGCAGGGCUCUGUAUCAGACUGGCACCCAGCUGGGCCGGGAGAAUCUCGAGGGCCCUGUCCCAUGCUGAACACACUGGCAAACCACGGCUUCCUCCCCCGUGAGGGUCGCAACUUCACGCUCCCCACUGUUAAGCAUGCACUCAAGACAGGUGUGAAUGUCAGCGAAGAGAUCGCAGAGCUGUUGUACAACUUCGCGCUUACAACGAACCCCGGUCCGAACACGACCACGUGGGGGCUUGACACCCUCGCCAAUCACAACAUUCUGGAGCAUGAUGCUAGUUUGAGUCGCUCAGACGACUACUUCACCCAUGAUGUCAUCAGCUUCAAUGCCACCGUGUACAACCAGACGCGCUCUUACUGGACUGAAGACUUGAUCAACAUCCAAAUGGUCGCCAAUGCUCGUCUUGCCCGCAUGCUCGAGUCCGUCCAGCAUAAUCCACAAUUCGCCCUCUCCGAGCUAGCUGGUGCGUUCAGUGCGGGUGAAGGGGCUGGAUACAUGCUGGUAUUUGGCAACAAGACAGCGAAGACAGCAAGGCGGGACUUCGUGGAGUACUUCUUCGAACAUGAACGCUUGCCAACUGAGCUUGGCUGGACGACUGCAGAGGCAGUCAUCAGCCGCCAUGAUCUUUCCACCUUCUCAGAUGAUAUUAUCAAUGCUACAUCAUACGAAGCAUUGAAUUCACAUCGCUAGCAUUAAGUCGUCGACCCUGAGUGAGUGGAGACGUGGAGACACGAAAUGCAAAGUUUAGCGAGAAGGUCGUUGAGCUGCUAGUGCAGCUCGUCGCAACGCGCUCUGGCAACAUUGCAGGACGCGCAAAGUCAGUUCGAAGGCGCAGGUUUCUUCUCCUGAUUAUACACCAGUAUUAGAUUUGCGCAGAACAACACCGAUCAAUUUAUACAAUUCGUUGU
This is a messenger RNA of Parastagonospora nodorum SN15, 965 nucleotides long. RefSeq lists its product as hypothetical. The coding region runs from base 1 to 747 and encodes 248 amino acids. Gene Ontology annotation, molecular function: peroxidase activity. The transcript is spliced from 4 exons. The record is from RefSeq and is a predicted model, not a curated record. NCBI's taxonomy places the organism in Eukaryota, Fungi, Ascomycota, Dothideomycetes, Pleosporales, Phaeosphaeriaceae.